This is a messenger RNA of Lemur catta (Ring-tailed lemur), 2190 nucleotides long. It is a transcript of the gene VSX1, whose product is annotated as visual system homeobox 1. Gene Ontology annotation, biological process: regulation of DNA-templated transcription. Gene Ontology annotation, cellular component: nucleus. Gene Ontology annotation, molecular function: transcription cis-regulatory region binding; DNA-binding transcription factor activity, RNA polymerase II-specific. The coding region runs from base 261 to 1358 and encodes 365 amino acids. The record is from RefSeq and is a predicted model, not a curated record. Lineage: Eukaryota; Metazoa; Chordata; Mammalia; Primates; Lemuridae. The transcript has 5 exons.
GGGGGUGGGGUGGGCUGGAGAGAAGAAAGAAGGAAGUGAUUGAGGGGACUGCAGCUGGGAAGGCGGCGACCGAGGGGAGGGGACCGGGUGGCGUCCACAUUUCGCGGGUUCCGGAAGGUGACGUGCCCGCCCCCCGCUGAUUGGAGCCCUCCGGACCUUCCUCGCCCGACUGGCAGCCCAGUGGUAUAAAGCUUCCUCUGAGCUGGGCCCCCUCCGGAAACGUGAUCCAGGGAGGGUCGCGCCUCGCCGCCUGAGAAGCCAUGACCGGCCGGGACGCGCUUUCCGACGGGCGCGCCAGGAGCAGGGCCCUGGUGCCUGGCGGCUCCCCCACGGGCUCGCGUCCCCGGGGCUUCGCCAUCACGGACCUGCUGGGCUUGGAGGCCGAGCUGCCGGCGCCCGCUGGCCCCGGGCCGGGAUCUGGCUGCGAGGGCCCAGCGGCCGCGCUGUGCUCGGGCCCUGGGCUCAGCGGCUCCAGCGCGGCGCGCGGGGCCCUCCCGCUGGGGCUCAGCCUCCUCUGUGGCUUCGGCGCGCAGCCGCCCGCUGCGGCUCGGACGCCCUGCCUGCUUCUAGCCGACGUGCCGUUCCUGCCGCCCGGGGGCCCUGAGCCCGCUGCCUCGCAGGCUCCCAGCCGCCCGCCGCCCGCGCUCGGCCGCCAGAAGCGCAGCGAGAGCGUCUCGACGUCCGAUGAGGACAGCCCGUCUGAAGAUAGGAGUGACCUGAAGGCAUCCCCUACCCUGGGCAAGAGGAAGAAGCGGCGGCACAGGACAGUUUUCACUACCCAUCAGCUGGAAGAGCUGGAGAAGGCAUUCAGCGAAGCCCACUACCCUGACGUGUAUGCCCGGGAAAUGCUGGCUGUGAAAACUGAGCUCCCCGAGGACCGGAUACAGGUCUGGUUUCAAAACCGCAGGGCCAAGUGGCGCAAGCGGGAGAAGCGCUGGGGCGGCAGCAGCGUGAUGGCCGAGUACGGGCUGUACGGGGCCAUGGUGCGCCACUGCAUCCCGCUGCCCGACUCCGUGCUCAACUCCGACGACGGCCUGCGUGGCGCCUGCGCGCCCUGGCUGCUGGGAAUGCAUAAAAAAUCCACAGGGAUGAUAAGGAAGCCAGGAAGUGAAGACAAGUUGGCAGGACUCUGGGGCUCUGACCACCUCAAAGAAGGUUCUAGUCAGAGUCGGGCAGGAUCCCAGAGAGGCUCAGACAAUGCAAGCCCUGAGAAUGGCAUGGAAGACGUGGCGAUUGAUCUCUCCAGCUCUGCCCGGCAGGGGACGAAGAAAGUGCACCAGGAGGCGGGUGCCCAAGACUGCUCCAGCUCCUCCUCACGGCUGGAGGGCAUCCAGCCCGGGAAAGUGGGAGCCUUAUGAAACCCACAGCUCCUACUAUUAAAGGCUGAAAAUGUGCAUAUUUCUCACCAGCAUUUUUCAAAUGACAAGAAUGGUCCAAGACAAAUACUCUCAGUUCUAUUUUCUUCUUACAAUGUCAGGAUAAAAUGCAAUGCCACUUGCUUUAAGAGGACUAAUGGGUGACUUAGGGAAAAUUCCAUUUUGUUCUAGAAUGGAAACCAUUCCUUAAAGGCACUUGAACCAGUUGAAUUGGUAUAAAAUUUUGAUUCUGUUUUGUAGAACUUGAGCAGAGAGGAUCUAAAGUUCAAAAAGCAUUUUUACUGCUGCGCACCAUUUGAGAUGUGAUUCAAUACACUGUGUAGAGUAAUAGGUUAGAUCUGAUGUCCCUACUCUGAAUUAGAAAAUAAAAAAUUAUUUAACCUCCAGGAGAAUCAGAUGUCUUUAUAGUGAAGACUCCAUCUGGACAGAUGAAUGAAUUAUAGUAUCUUCACCUUGAACUUGGCCUUGGACAUUUCAAUUUUCUUGUUAGGCAAUAAUUUUGUGUUUCCUUGAGUGUCAUUUAAUGGGCUAUGCAUAUUGGAAUUCAUAAACAAACAACAAAGAAAGCCAUAUGCUUCCCUUCCCUUCUGAAAUAGCUUGGAAUCCUAUUAAAACAAUUGUUGGAUAUCUGGAAACAGUGUUUUAAAGUCAGACCAGGCUGCUUGGUCUCUUAAAAUUUAUGUUUGAAAGCACUUUAGUGACUUGGACUUUGUGAAUGCUUCCUUUCUUGUAUUUCCUUUGCCAUUUAUUAUAUUAUUUAAAAAUAAAUAUUUUGUGGUGUGUUGGCUGCUCUAGGCAAUCCUUCUAUUACACA